UUUACUUCAAGCAUGGUUUCCUAUUCGUAACUUGUCAGUGUGCAUCGAGAUCGGAAAAAUAGCAGUAGCAAGACUAGUUACAAUUACUUAAGCAGUCAAUAUGAGAGAAAUUGUACAUCUUCAAGCCGGUCAAUGCGGAAAUCAAGUUGGUGCCAAGUUUUGGGAAGUAAUCUCCGAGGAACAUGGAAUCGAUCCCAGCGGUAUCUACAUUGGCGAUAGCGAUUUACAGCUAGAAAGGAUUAACGUCUAUUACAACGAAGCCACAGUCGCUACACGCAACAAUGGAGGAAAGUACGUACCAAGAGCAAUUCUUCUCGAUUUGGAACCGGGAACAAUGGAAGCGGUACGAUCUGGAGCGUACGGCAGAUUAUUUCGACCCGACAAUUUUGUCUUUGGUCAAUCAGGCGCCGGAAAUAAUUGGGCGAAAGGUCACUACACCGAAGGUGCCGAAUUAGUAGACGCAGUCUUAGAUGUCGUACGCAAAGAAGCAGAGAACUGCGACUGCCUGCAAGGUUUCCAACUAACUCAUUCUUUAGGAGGCGGAACCGGGUCCGGAAUGGGCACAUUGCUUAUAUCAAAAAUACGGGAGGAAUAUCCCGAUCGAAUAAUGAACACAUACUCUGUAAUGCCUAGUCCCAAAGUUUCCGACACCGUUGUAGAGCCAUACAAUGCGACCCUCUCGGUGCACCAACUGGUUGAAAACACGGACGAAACUUACUGCAUUGAUAACGAAGCUUUGUACGACAUCUGCUUCAGAACCCUCAAGGUGCCCAAUCCUAGCUAUGGAGAUCUUAAUCACUUAGUCUCCCUCACCAUGUCAGGAGUGACCACCUGCCUUAGAUUUCCCGGCCAACUUAACGCAGAUCUUCGCAAGCUCGCAGUGAACAUGGUCCCCUUCCCUCGCCUUCACUUCUUUAUGCCGGGAUUCGCGCCGCUAACAUCUAGAGGUAGCCAACAGUACAGAGCGCUAACAGUUCCAGAACUAACGCAGCAAAUGUUCGAUGCGAAAAAUAUGAUGGCCGCGUGCGAUCCCCGGCACGGCCGAUAUCUAACGGUAGCGGCGGUGUUUAGGGGCCGGAUGUCGAUGAAAGAAGUCGACGAGCAAAUGUUGGCCGUUCAGAAUAAAAAUAGCAGCUAUUUCGUCGAGUGGAUUCCCAACAACGUGAAAACGGCAGUGUGCGAUAUUCCCCCGACCGGUCUGAAAAUGUCCUCCACCUUCAUCGGCAACACCACAGCUAUCCAGGAAUUAUUUAAACGAAUCUCCGAACAGUUUGCAGCUAUGUUUAGACGUAAAGCUUUCUUGCAUUGGUACACCGGUGAGGGAAUGGACGAAAUGGAAUUCACCGAAGCCGAAUCCAACAUGAACGAUCUCGUCUCAGAAUACCAACAGUACCAAGAGGCAACCGCCGAUGAAGAUUACGAAGCAGAAGAAGAAGUAGCCGCCGACGACUUUAACUGUUAAUUUUAUAUUUUCUACUUACAUAAUUUAUAUUGAGAGAAGAAGCGCUAACCUUUAAAUUAGGUCUUUUCGUACAGAUUUCUAAUAUUUAGUCGUAAGUUUUAAAUUUCGUUAUUUAUAAUAGAAGACUGAAUUUUGUAAGUUUUCACGGUAUAUAAUUAAAUUGCAUUUAUUAGUUGAA
Photinus pyralis (common eastern firefly) is the source of this 1640-nucleotide messenger RNA. Its product is annotated as tubulin beta chain-like. Gene Ontology annotation, cellular component: cytoplasm; microtubule. The transcript has 3 exons. Lineage: Eukaryota; Metazoa; Arthropoda; Insecta; Coleoptera; Lampyridae. The record is from RefSeq and is a predicted model, not a curated record. Gene Ontology annotation, biological process: microtubule cytoskeleton organization; mitotic cell cycle. Bases 101 to 1462 code for a protein of 453 amino acids. Gene Ontology annotation, molecular function: GTP binding; structural constituent of cytoskeleton; GTPase activity.